AUGCAACUUGCCGUCUCAAGAAACAUCCUGCAGUCUGCGUACCGAAGAACCACCAUCAUCCGGAACCCCGCAUGGGCAUUUUGCAAUGUUUCGCGUUCACGAAUAAUUCCGGGAUUGUCGUCUGUGAGGCGCUAUGCCUCUCAGCCGCCACCACCAGGAAGGGGGAGUGGGGGAAGUGGGUUUCCGGGCUUCAUGAUGCAGCAACAGCAUCAGAAAGGGGAUGCGUUGAAGGAAUACAGCGUCGACCUGACAGAGCUAGCAAGGAACGGGAAGUUGGACCCUACCAUUGGUAGAGAUGAAGAGAUACGCCGCACAAUUCAAAUAUUGUCACGUAGAACCAAGUCGAACCCUGUCUUAAUCGGACCACCCGGUGUUGGGAAGACCGCCAUCCUCGAGGGACUCGCAAGCCGAAUCGUCGCAAAGGAAGUACCAGAGUCACUUCAAAACAAGCGCGUCCUGUCGAUAGACUUGGCUGCUAUCAUGGCAGGUUCUGGGAUACGCGGACAGUUCGAGGAGAAAUUCAAGAACCUAAUCCGUGAUAUUGAGGAGGAAGCCGGCAAUGUUAUUUGUUUCAUUGAUGAACUCCACACGCUCUUCAAUCUUGGUAAAACGGAAGGAAGCAUUGACGCUGGGCAGAUGAUUAAACCUGCGUUAGCAAGAGGUCUCCAAUUGGUGGGUGCAACGACGCCCGAUGAAUAUAGAAAGACCAUUGGCAAAGACGCGGCGUUGGAGCGGCGCUUUCAGCCCGUAACAAUUGAGGAGCCGACUGUAGAGUCCACUAUUUCCAUACUUCGUGGACUGAAGCCUCGCUAUGAAGUGCAUCACGGCGUGGAGAUUUCUGAUAGCGCGUUGGUAACUGCCGCCGUGUAUAGCUCUCGAUACGUCUCGGACCGUUUCCUUCCUGAUAAAGCGAUUGACUUGGUGGAUGAGGCUGCGUCUGCCCUUCGUCUUGCUCAAGAAUCUAAACCGGACGAACUCGAAGCUCUCGACCGGGAGAUCAUGACACUGCAGAUCGAACUCGAAAGUCUGAAGAACGAAUCUGACGUUUUCUCUGUAGAGCGUCGGGAUAAAGUAGAGGCUCAGUUGAAGGACAAGAGGGAGCAGGCAUCUGAAUUGACUACCAUUUGGCAAGCCGAGCGCUCGCGCUUGGAUCGCAUCAAAGACCUCAAGAAACGCUUGGAGGAAACUAAAUAUGAUCUCGAAGUUGCACAGCGGCAGGGGAAUUACGAACUUGCGAGUAGACUUCGCUUCUCCACUAUCCCGGAGCUCGAGCGGCAGCUGCCUAGCGAGGAAGAACAGAGCGAAGAAAAGGAAUCGCCGUUGGCUAUGCUCCAUGAUCGGGUUACAUCCAGCGAUAUCGCUCGUGUGGUGGCGAAAGCUACCGGCAUUCCCGUGCAGAACCUGUUGAAGGGCGAGCGGGAUAAACUUAUGGAAGAUACGCUCCGAAAGAGGGUUGUAGGGCAGGAUCACGUCUUGGCUGCUGUGAGCGACGCUGUGCGCAUGUCCCGCGCUGGACUACAGGCGCCCAAUCGUCCUGUUGCGUCGUUCUUGUUCCUCGGCCCGACCGGAGUAGGAAAGACGGAGUUAUGCAAAGCUCUGGCUGGAUUCUUGUUCAAUGAUGAACAACGCGGAUUGAUCAACAUCAAUAUGUCGGAGUACCAUGAUCGGCACACGAUGUCCCGCCUCAUCGGCGCCGCCCCAGGAUAUGUCGGCUUCGAAGAAGGCGGCCAACUCACCGAGGCCGUCAGGCGUAAACCAUAUGCUGUCAUUCUUCUGGACGAGCUCGAGAAGGCACACAAGGACGUGGCUAUGAUUUUGCUGCAAAUCUUGGAUGAAGGUAGCAUCACCGAUAGUCAAGGCCGUAAGGUAGACUUCAAGAACACCAUUAUCUGCUUGACAAGCAAUCUUGGGAGCGAUAUACUUGCACACCAUACUGCCUCCGACGAUAAUGGUGUCGUUACUGCAGAGGCUAGAAGCGAAGUACUCGAACGAACAUCGGAAUAUUUCCCUCCCGAACUUCUCAAUCGACUCGACUCCAUGCUCGUAUUUAACAAACUUUCGAAAUCAGCGAUCCUUGAUGUCGUGUCUCUGCGACUGAACGACGUCGCCGAGAGACUCAAAAACCGUCGCAUCACGCUUGACGUUGACGACAAAGCUAGAAAUUGGCUGGCUCAGCAUGGAUACUCGGAUGUUUAUGGUGCCCGGGCUAUCGCCCGGAUCGUGAGGACGGAUGUACUCUUCCCCCUGGCACAGAAGCUCUUGAAAGGUACGAUCAGGGAUGGCGACAUCGUAUCGAUUCGCGUUGAAGGCGAUGCGUUGGCGAUCCAAGACAACCAUGAGCCUGACCCCACGGCUCUGACCUCUAAACCGGACAAUCAGCUUUGA
This is a messenger RNA of Pleurotus ostreatus (oyster mushroom), 2385 nucleotides long. RefSeq names its product chaperone ATPase hsp78 (gene HSP78). The coding region runs from base 1 to 2385 and encodes 794 amino acids. Gene Ontology annotation, molecular function: ATP hydrolysis activity; ATP binding. The transcript is spliced from 19 exons. Lineage: Eukaryota; Fungi; Basidiomycota; Agaricomycetes; Agaricales; Pleurotaceae. Gene Ontology annotation, biological process: cellular response to heat. The record is from RefSeq and is a predicted model, not a curated record. Gene Ontology annotation, cellular component: cytoplasm; mitochondrial matrix.